AUGUAUCAUGGCAUGAAGAGAGAUCGAGACGAUGAGUCAACCGAAAAAAGAAUUAUGAGCAUGGCAAAUUACCUCACAUCGAUGCUAGCCAUGAGCAAGGUUAGCACGAAUCCUCAAAUAUCUCGUGUGUUUGAAUGCAAGACAUGCAACCGCCAAUUUCCCUCGUUCCAGGCUCUAGGGGGUCAUCGUGCGAGCCACAAGAAGUUAAAAUCGACAAACGAGAGUAGCAACAACAACAGCUUGGAGUGGAUUUGGCCGGGCCAAAAGGAGCAUAUAUUCAAGGCCAAGGCCCACGAGUGCUCCAUAUGUGGUUUGGAGUUCUCCAUGGGACAAGCCUUGGGUGGCCACAUGAGGAAACAUAGAGUGGCUUCUUCGAGUUUGUGCGAAACUGAGCCUACUCUAUCUUUGUCUCGAUCAUCGGUGUCGAAUGUAAAAACAGGGAGCAUAUGCUUGGAUUUGAAUCUGGCACCCCCCGGAAAUGGGUUGGAUUUUCAGCUCGAAAAGGUGUUUCCUUUGCUUCAUUAA
This is a messenger RNA of Impatiens glandulifera, 525 nucleotides long. RefSeq names its product zinc finger protein ZAT11-like. The coding region runs from base 1 to 525 and encodes 174 amino acids. The transcript has a single exon. Lineage: Eukaryota; Viridiplantae; Streptophyta; Magnoliopsida; Ericales; Balsaminaceae. The record is from RefSeq and is a predicted model, not a curated record.